This is a messenger RNA of Leptidea sinapis, 7558 nucleotides long. RefSeq names its product transmembrane protein 151B-like. Lineage: Eukaryota; Metazoa; Arthropoda; Insecta; Lepidoptera; Pieridae. The record is from RefSeq and is a predicted model, not a curated record. The transcript has 8 exons. Bases 175 to 1962 code for a protein of 595 amino acids.
UAGUGUACAUCGCUAGUCAUGACUGAAUCGAUAUACGUUUCGUGAAAAACAAGUACUUGAAACUUUUAUAUAAUGACUUAUGAGUGUAUCUCUUCGAUGUAUUGUGGAUGUUGUUAAUGUGAAAAUGUGUGUUUAAGUCAUGAGGAGAGUAGGGCUUUGGAGUACUAGGGCGACAUGACUACGCAGCAGUCAGCGAAUGUUUUUUCUGACGACGAUGAGGAGUUGCGUCCCAGACAACAGAGUCUCUGUGGAGUGUUGCGGCGCGAAGGAAACUGGAAGUGUCUUCUCCUCACCCUCAUGAUAGCAGGAUGCCUUGGGUCGGUGGCCUGGUGCAGUACUGCGGAAAUCGAUCGACAGCUCAUAGACCUUACGAAGUACCCAAUUAAGCAGACAGUUAGGGGAUCUCCGUGUGACGUGGGCUACGCCUAUAUCCCGAUUGCUUUCGUGUUGCUGCUGUACCUGGUGUAUCUAGUGGAGUGCUACCACAGCACGGCCAGGAUCCAGCUGGCGAGGAGAGUGGAGGUCGCCACUGUCAACUCCAGGGUUCAUACGAUGAGAACUGCAAGCCCAAGGGUCUGGUGGAAGGCGAUCUGCUAUCACUACGUUAGAAGAAAACGUCAAGUAACUAGAUAUCGCAAUGGAGACGCUUACACAACUACUCAGGUGUACUAUGAGCGUGUCAACACUCACAGCGCGAGUACUUCGUUUGCGCAUGCGUGCUGCGGACAGCGUGAUGCCUCGCGGAAUUUGUUGCUGGACACAAGCACUCCGAUAACUAAAGUACGCUUUAGCAAAGGAUUCGCCUUCGCCAAUAUUGAAGCAGCUAGCGAAUUUGAAGAUCAAAGAUCAAGAUUUUUUGCAGAGCAUGAAAGAUUUGAUGAUUUUAUGGAAAUGCGAGAGGGCCUCGAUCUCGUCGGCGUCAGUUCAUUUAAAGAAUACAUGGUUGCGUACAGGGAUAGUGAUCGUUUUCAAUGGUACUCGUCACAAGUCCUAUUCUGGACUUUAUCCUGCCUUCUCCUGUCGUGGCCUCUUCGAAUUUUGAUAGAAUGCAAUACUGCAUAUGUUCACUACACGAUAACGAAAAUUUUUGGCACAAAUUAUGAAUUAGACCCGAGUCGUCAAUUAGAUUUAGAUACACAUCUAUCGGAUAUAUUACCUCCAGUGCCAGCUUCUAAUUACGCCUGGGCCUUAGCUGAUGAGCAGAGUGCUGUACUAUGCUCGGCACCAAGACCUGCUCGUACUUUGCCACUAUCCCAUGCAUCAACUGUAGACAGCUUAGAACUAUUCGCUGCAAUUCGGGGUAAUUGUGCCAUCGUUCCAUCUUACUCAGAAGCAAUGCGUAUAGACGCCGCUUUGAGAGAAGAACCAGCUGAGAAUAUGUCUAAUACUGAAGUAACAAUAGAUAUACAACCUGAAACUAAUGUAAGGCCAACUAUUAAGGCUGCAUCUUUUGACGAACCAGCCAGAAGACCUAAGAUUAAAUUAGCUGGUACACACUCUAGUCAUAGUAUAGCCAGUAAUGCAAGGUUGCUGGAUGCCAAGCAGCAAAAUAGAAGAUCAUGGGCCGGAGUGCUAACUAGCGCAAGAAGUGCUCGACAAAUAUUAGAAUUUUCAAAUACUCCAACUUAUGAACAACUAUCUGAAGUAGAUAGGCCAAAUCGAGAGUCUACACUUUAUUUUUCAAGAGAAUUAACCCCUAUUCCGUCUAGUGAUCCUUUCGGAGGUCGAGCGCAAACUACUCCUACAGACGAGCCACCCUCAUAUGAAGAGGCCUUAAAACUUCCCGCUUUAAAGAAACUGACUAGAUCAAUUACAGGGACAGAUCUGGCUGGUCCAAGACGAGCGUUUUUAAAAGACGUCCUCUCCAAUAGAAGGUCCUGUUUAGAGGGUGUUGGGGUGUUAUCAGGUGCCAAAGUCGUUCGAUUACCGCAAAGCGAGGAUGGAGAAGAAACGCCACUUUAAGCUGGGGAAAAAAGUAAUUUAAUCUGCAAUAAUGUAAAACUAAAAUGCCUAUAUUAUCUUAUAGAUAACAUUUCUAGGUCCGUACUUAAUAAGUUAAUAAGGUCAUAACGGUUGUAAAUUAUUAUAAUUAGUAAAAAGCUUGACGCGAAAGCUAUUGUAUAGGUGAAUUACUAAGAUUGUAAAUAACAGUUAUUUUGGUAAUUAUUGUAAAAGUGAUUAUUAUAGUUCGAGAUUUUCACAAAAACAUAUUGAUAAGAAUCCCUUUUAAUUGCAGACCGAAACCUUACUAUUAACCUUAUUCAAAUAAAAAUAAAACGUUUUAAAGGAAAGAUCGCUUAUAUUUACAUUUCAAUGUCAAUUAUAUACAGAGCAACUAGUUAUUUAUUUACCCAAGCUUUAUAUACUACGUAGGUAUAUUUUAAACAAAAUACUGACUGGAAACAUGUAUGUAUAUAAAUAAGGCUAGAUACAGUUAAGUACAUUAUUUAAGCAACAGGCGGUGCCUUGUAUAAUAAGCCUUUGUUUUACAUUGAGCAUUUGUAUUCCUCGCAACUCUGUUCUCAUGUAGUAACCUUGUUUUCCUUAACAGAAAGCUUUUAUCAUUUCACGUGUAUCAUGAUAUAAUACACCUAUGAUUUAUCUACAGUAUAAUUUUGGUAUCUUCAUUCAAAUAGUCACCCGUUGGAACGGUGAACAAGAAAUUUGGAAUAUAGGCGAAACUGCAAAUAAAUAUAUUUCGAGUUUCGCUUAUAUUUAAAUAUAAAUAUAUAUUGUUCAUUGUAGUCAUAACCAAGAGAGCUUAUAUACAGUAAAAGCUUUUUCUUCGCGGGGUGUAUGUUCGGAAAAUGUGCCACGAAUACAGAAACCGUGAAUAUGGAAUGGUAAUUUAUUAUAAGGGAUAUCUUCCUAGGUGACUUUAUUAAAAAGCAAACAUAAAAAUAUCAAUUUACUUGACGUUUCUCGUCAUAUAGUUAAUAUAUAGUGUAUAUAUAGACUUAGCAGAUAUGGAGAGGGAAUGCAGGGCGCUGACGUUUCGCGCGAAUAUCGAUAGCACGCAGAAUCGCGCGUUGCUCGACAGUAGUAAAAAUAACUCUUUUUAUAUCGCUCUACUUGACUAGCCUGUGGGCGUGCUACACUAAUAAAUCAUACAGCACCCUGCGAGUCGAGUAUAACAACGCCUUCAGAGCACUGUUGGAGUUCCCACGUUUCUGUAGCGCGUACGCUAUGUUCGCACACGCAGAGGUCGAUAGCUUUAGCGCCAUUCUACGCAAAAAACGGGUCUCUUCUUCGCCGAAUACGAGGCAGCAGUGCCAGUUAUCUGAAGCUGACAGCAGGGACUGUCCAUAUGUUGGCCAUAUAAUAAAAGUAAAUUUGUCCCUUCGUAGAUAUUAUUACUAACACAAUUAGAUUAUAAGUUUACUAACAGUGGAUGGUAGUUAUCUCAAAAUAAACGUUUUAUUUAUUAUAUGUUAUAUAUAUGUCUUAAAGAAUUUUGUAAUGCUUUGUCUAUUAUCAGUUUUUAAAAACUCCUUCAAUUGGUUGUAAUAAGUUCUAUUUUUGUAUCAGUCCAUUUGACGAUUCACAAAGGUUGUGGGGUUGGAUACAUAUUGAAAUCCUUUUAAUUUUUAUUGAUAUGUACGUAUCGAUUAGAUCCGCGAAUAAUUUUCGCAUUUUUUUUAAAUCCGCGAAUAGUGAAAACUCUAGUGAGAGAAGCGCGAAUAAGGAGCUUUUACUGUAGUAAUAUUUUGUUUGUCUUUCAAAUAGAUUAUGAAAUGUUGACGUAUAUGCCUAUUGACUUUUUUAUAUUCACAGACUGUAUUAUAUUGCUACUAACACUAAGUUCGUAGGAAAGACGUUAAUAUAAGUGCUAUCUUUAUAGAUUUAUUUAGUAGAAGAUAUUAUAAAAAGCUGUCUGCUUAACAAUUAAAAUAUAUUUUAUGUUAAAAUAGAAUUUUAGAUACGCAAAGGUGAUACUAAUAUUAAGUCAUAAAGAAAUCGUGAAAUUGAACCAACUAAACAUAAGUGUAUGUACAGAUUAGAUAAGUUUAUUAUUUUCAAGUAUACAUUAUAUUAUAAUCAUUACUAUAAGUUAACUACAACUAAGAAUAAACCCUUAAAUUGUAUAUGGGGAUUAAAUAUAGUGGUUAGUAUAAUUUGAUUUGCAAAUCAGUGCUACGAGUAUAUAAAGGUUAUUUGUACGAAAGCUACAGAUGUUAAACUGUUAAAUUAUUUUUAAUGAUUCUAAUGAAGUUUUUCUUGGGGUCAGAUGACAGUGUAUAUAGAUAGGUACCUAGUCUGUCAAAUUUCAUAGCUUCAAAAAUUUGACAAAACAAGCCUAUGUACUUCACAUCGAUUUUUUUAAAUUUCGGUAUCUACACAGGUUAAGAAAUCAAUCAACUCUCAGCUAGUUACAGCAGUCUACGCCGUAAUUGUUACAUGUUACAGAAUAAAAUAUAACAGCUGUAACUAUAUCAAUUCAAGAGUAUGUUUAAUUUGGUUUUUCCUUUAAAUUAAUAUUACCAACAUUAAAUGCAACUCAUCACUGGCCUGUAACAAAGCAUAUUUAACUUCAGAUCGUUUUUUUUUUAAUUUUCGGCAUCUACACAGGUCAACAAAUCAAUCAAAUCCCAGCUAGUUUCAGCAGUGUACGCCGUAAUUGUUACAUGUUACAGAAUAAAACAUAAAAGCUGUAACUAUAUUAACGCAAGAGUUUGUUUAAUUUGGUAAUUCCUUUUAAUUAAAUAUUACAUUUAAUGAAACUCAUCAUUGGCCUGUAACAAAUUUAUUAUACUAGAAUAUACCAAUGGUUUGAAUGUAUUAUAAUUUGCUCCCUUUUAAUUCUUGACAGCUCAAAUUGCAACAUGUUAACGAUAGGUCCGUAAAUAUUAUUAGUAUAAUAUAAUAUAUUAUAUAACCUAGUUGAGAGAUUUGAGUAAGGUUGGUUUUAAGAGGAUUCAUAUCCACUUAAACGUGCUCAAUAGGAUUCUCUUCGUCUCCACCGGACCUCGAAUUCUCAAGGAUAUCUCUUCGAGAACACUCAAGGCUUGAUUUACUUGGGUAACAUUCACCAAAAGUAGAGUUGUAUUUAAUGUAAUAUUCAUUUAUUAGGAAGUACCACAUUAAACAUACUUUGACAUUGAUACAGUUACAGAUAUUAUGUUUUAUUCUGUUACCUACAUGUAACAUUUACGGCGUACACUGCUGUAUCGAAAAAUUUAUUGACGAUAGAGUUACAAAUAAAAGAUUAUUACAAAGAAGAGUGUACUAAAUUUACAUUAGAAACCUGACAGUACUUUGUAGUUAAAAUGUAGAAUUUUAAUCCUUUGAUAACUCAUAUUGUCCGAUCCGUAUCAAUAUUAAUUUUACAAAAUAAAUCUCAAUUUUGUCCUCUUAUACGGUUACAACUUUAGAUAAUUUAUACGUCUAGAUUGACUGUCUUGCUGCUAGACAACCUAUGAAAACAGUCCAAGUUUAUCUACUACUUAAGUGUGCGUGACAAGCUACGUCUUAUACUCGCGAUGUGUAUGACACUUUUUGUAAGUGUGCGUGCAUCGCUCAAAAUAGAGGUUAACUCUCAACCUCAUCUUUUUCGAUAUUUUCACUGCUGUCACGUUUAUCCAGACGUAAAAAGGAUCUAAGGUUACAACAUAAAAGUUUUGUUAGUCGAAUGUAUCUAUCUCAUUGUAGUAUCUGAGAAUAAUAAUGACAAGUGAAAAUUAGCGAUAUUUGGCUAGUGCUGUAUAAUCUUAAUAUAUAUAAAUUACGUGACACGUUGUUUGUCCGCGAUGGACUCCUAAAUUAAUGGGCGGAUUUUAUUGGGGAUUACUUCAUCGUGUACAGUUUAGUCCAACUUGAGAGAUAGGAUAGAUUUUAUUUCGAUUUGAAAUAUUUUUGACAAAUGCAUAAUAAAUCAGUAUUUUAUUUAUUGUGUACAGAACAACGUCUGUCGGGUCAGGUAGUACACUAUAGAUAUAACUUUGAAUUAAAUUGGUACUAUAUUAAGUAGCUUAAUAUAAUUAGAAAGCUGGUAGUAUUAGUUAUAUAAAAGUUAUGUAAAGUGCCAAUUAAAUAUAAACAUAGCAUCGUCACAUAUAAAUGCAAUAUAACAUUAUGUUUCAUACAAGUUCGAUGUUUAUGUGAGCAUAGUCAUACAUUAAUUUUAAUUUCUUAACAAAUAUUAUACUCAGAUAGUCAAAUAGCUAAGAGUAACUAAUUCAUUAAAAAGCAACACUGAGACAAAGAGGAUGUAAAUACUACGAAAUAACAGUUGCUUAAAACGUAGUGGAUGUAGGCUAUUUCUAUUUUUACAUGAUUAUAGCCGUCAUGUGUCAAUCUAUCAAUGACAGCACGUUUCAUACAAUCAAAUUGAAUGAAUCGCUUUUUUCUUCAAGAGUUUCGCUAGGCUGCACUGUGACACAGCUAAUAUAUAACAAACAUGAGUAAAUAAUAAUAUUAACCUAUGGUUAAUCAGUGAAAACAGAUUGUCUGUCAACUAAGCAGUUUCUUUUUUCAUUAAUUUAUUUCAGUACGAACAUGAUAUUAGACUAGUAUAUUUUACCUUCGAAAUCUUAAUAAUAAUAAUUUAUCUUCCAGUGGAUUUGUAAGGCUUUUGUCGAAAAGAGCUAGGAAAUAUUGAAUUGUAUAGGAUCAGCUAUGGACCGCCCAGUUUUCCCAACGGAAUAGUCAUAAAUCAAUUACCCUAUUGUGAUGAAAAGUAUAAAAGAUACGACUUAAUAUUGUGAAUAAAAUAAUAUUAUAAUGUUAACGCUUUUAAUGUCCUAUUUAUAAUAACAUUUCGUUUUAAGACAGAUACUUAGAGCCUGUUUCACAAUGUACAAAUAAAGUAGCGAAUUGUCAUAGAUUAGCUAAAAAUUAAUGGCCACUGAAAAGUACCGAAUAACACAGAUUACGUUUCUCAAGUACUUCAAUAGGUACUACUGUGUUCAUUUACUAGCUGACUUAAAGGUAGGUAUGUCGGUUUGGCAACCUCGCAUUUUCUCGAUUGACAAAAUAAAAAUAUUAAAAAACUGUUCGCAUGAAAUAAAACAACGUUAGCUUAAUAAUAGCUUUUAAUUUAAUUUUUAUUUGAUAUUUACAAUUUUCUAUUGGAUAUUGGUCUUAUAAAUAGCUCUUCUACAACAAUUUUCGUAACAAAAUCAAUUAUCACAUAAUUGUAAUUCACUUUGAAAAUAUCAGUGAAAUGAAUGCCAUGAGUCUUUCAUAACUACCAGAUCCAUCCUAUAAUUUAAUAGGCACUUUAUGUGCCAGAUAACACUAUUUGUGUGCUUUUCACAAAAUACCUCAAAUAUCUUGAUUCGAUUGGUGAGUCGCAACUAACCUGUACGCAACUUUACUUGUACAUUGUGUAACAGGACCUUAAUAUGCUGCCUGCCCGAGCAUAAAUAACUAUUUAGUGUUACAGACAACCAUUGUUAUGAAAGAAAAGAGCCCUAUGAUUAAAAAAAUUGUUUAAUGGUCGUUCAGUGACUCACCACGCUGUCUCGAGCAGGCAGCGAGCGAUUGACAUUGGUAUGAAAAUUGAUAUUUUCGAAUUUAAGUAUAGGCUGGAUGUUAUUUAUUUUCAAUAAAUCAUGUU